AUGACUACCACCACCUCCAAUAAUGACAUGCAGUUGAAGACAACCCUGGUUCAUCAGUCAAUGACCAUCAUCCAUAACGAGCUCGAAGAUACAUACUGGCAGCUUGAACACGACGACCCUGCCAGGAGAUGGCGGGGUUCGAACAUUGUCAUGAAGCGUCAACUCUCAGCAAGAGCACGGGAUAUCGUAGAGCGACAAUGGAAUCCGAUAGGGGUCGUAGGCUCCUCAGAAUAUCAGCAGCACUUUCGCGACCUUGUUGCGCUCUACAAGACCGCCUUACAAGAUGAAAUCAUUUACCGCAUGAACUCGGGCCAAUCGCCGCACACCUCCGAUGAAAGUCCUCCUGCUUCCGAUGGAUCUGACGACUCGGAGAGUGACGACGGUGGAGAUCAAGGUCUUAUUGGUCAUGUUGUACCGAAGAUGACAAAUGCAACAGUCUUCCACAUCCAAGCUCAAGGGAAAUUCUACUGA
Molecule: messenger RNA, 471 nt
Organism: Cyclocybe aegerita
Lineage: Eukaryota; Fungi; Basidiomycota; Agaricomycetes; Agaricales; Hemipholiotaceae
Source: the annotation of a GenBank genome assembly